AUGAGUCAACAACCCGAGCCCCAAGCCGUGGCCAAAGAGCUGCUGUCGUGGAUUGGCUUCGAGCUCAUCUCCUGCAACACACUCCAGACUCUCUGGGCGGGAUACGGACACAUUUGCGCCAUCCGCUGCCGUCCGCUGCCGUCUGCGCAGCCGGCCCAGACCACACGCGCCACACACUCUCUCAUCCUGAAGCUCGUGUCGCCGCCUCGCGGCCGCAACGACGAGGGCCAUCUGCGCAAAGUCCUGAGUUACCAGGUAGAACAGCACUUUUACGACCACGUCGCUCCCACGCUGCGCGGACUCCCACUGGCAGAGUGUCUAGUGUCCACGUCAAAGUUCCCACACAAGGCCGCCGCCGCCGGCCUGCAACAUGUGACGGCUUCGGUGUUGACGGAUCUGCGACUCGACUAUCCCGUUGCAGGGGAAAAGCGGACGGCCCUGUCCCCAAGGCAGGUCCACGCCGCGCUUGGCUGGCUGUCUCGCUUCCACGGCAGCUACUGGACGUCGCCGAGGCCUGAUGCGCAGAGCCUGAUUCUCCCGCCGCUCGAGGAGGGCAAAGCGAGACAGCAGCAGCCGAGCAACUCGUCGACCAAAAGAGGGCUCUGGCUCAACGGGGGGUAUACAUAUCUCGCUACCCGGCGGAGCGAGUACAAUGCCCUUGCGCAAGAUGGCGGCUCGGAAUGGUCCCAGACGUUUUGUCAGGCCGUCGAGGGCACGUCAAUGUCGGUUGCUGAACUGGCCGCCUUCUUUUUGACACCGACGGGCCGGGACGUUGAGACAUAUCUCCAUGGGGAUGUAAAGUCGGAGAACUUGUUCUCUACCGAAAGUGGAGACGAGGUCGCUUUCUUCGACUUUCAAUAUACCGGCCUGGGGCUCGGGGUUUGCGACCUGGCCAAGCUCUUUACCUGCUCGGUGCCUGUGGAAAUGCUGACUGCGUCGACGGGCGAGCCUCGUCGCUUGACAAUGGGCGACGGGGAGCGCCAUCUUCUGCUCCAGUAUCGCCGGGAAUUGCUCCAGGGGGAAGGUGUUAUGCAUGCACCGGUAUAUGACUGGAUUGAGUUCCAGCGGCACUGGGAGACUGCCUUGGUUGACUGGUGCAGGUUCCAGGCAUCGUGGGGUUUCUGGGGAAAUACGACGUGGCUGCAGGCUAGGGUGCGCUCCAUUCUACACGAGGGCGAGUGGCUACAGUGGAUCAAGAACGCGAGGCGAUGCAGCUUAGAGUAG
Messenger RNA from Metarhizium robertsii ARSEF 23, 1224 nucleotides. RefSeq names its product phosphotransferase. Lineage: Eukaryota; Fungi; Ascomycota; Sordariomycetes; Hypocreales; Clavicipitaceae. The transcript has a single exon. The record is from RefSeq and is a predicted model, not a curated record. The coding region runs from base 1 to 1224 and encodes 407 amino acids.